This is a messenger RNA of Mobula hypostoma (lesser devil ray), 5128 nucleotides long. RefSeq names its product huntingtin-interacting protein 1-related protein-like. NCBI's taxonomy places the organism in Eukaryota, Metazoa, Chordata, Chondrichthyes, Myliobatiformes, Myliobatidae. Gene Ontology annotation, cellular component: actin cortical patch; clathrin-coated vesicle. The transcript is spliced from 32 exons. Gene Ontology annotation, biological process: endocytosis; clathrin coat assembly; actin filament organization. Bases 101 to 3313 code for a protein of 1070 amino acids. The record is from RefSeq and is a predicted model, not a curated record. Gene Ontology annotation, molecular function: clathrin-cargo adaptor activity; actin filament binding; phosphatidylinositol-3,4-bisphosphate binding.
AGCGAGCGAGAGUGAGCGCGCCCGGGGGAGAAGCUGAGGUCCGAAAGCUGGAAGCGGUCGUGGCAUUGAGCGGCUGCGCGGUGACCGAGCGGAGCUCCCGAUGAACACCAUCAGACAAGUGCCGGCCAAGGUGCUGCACCGCCGCUCGGUGCACAGUUUGGAAGCGGAGCGGGAGCAGUUUGACAGGCAGCAGGCUGCCAGUAUCAGUAAAGCUAUAAACAGCCAGGAGGUACCUGUCAAAGAAAAGCAUGCACGCAGAAUUAUAUUGGGAACACACCAUGAGAAGGGAGCAUUUACCUUCUGGUCCUAUGCUGUUGGUCUUCCAUUAUCUAGCAGUUCCAUCAUGAGCUGGAAGUUCUGCCAUGUUCUACACAAAGUUUUGAGAGAUGGACAUCCAAAUGUUCUUCAGGACUUCACCAGGCAUAAAAGUAACAUCCGUGACAUGGGAAAUUUAUGGGGUCAUAUGCAUGAUCGGUAUGGACAGUUGGCCAGUGUCUACGUCAAACUUCUCAGCACCAAGAUCGAUUUUCAUAAAAAGCAUUCCGAGUUUCCACCAAAUCUGGAAGUGACUGAUGAAGCUCUGGAUAAAGCUUCUGGCACGGAUGUAAAUAACAUCUUCCAGCUCACGGUGGAAAUGUUUGACUAUAUGGACUGUGAACUGAAGGUUGCUGAAUCUGUAUUCAGGUCACUGGAUACUUCGUACGCAGUAUCACAGACACCAUCUGGUCAGUGUCGACUGGCUCCUCUCAUUCAGGUGAUUCAAGACUGCAGCCACCUGUAUCACUACAUUGUAAAGUUAAUGUUCAAGCUCCAUUCAUGUCUUCCAGCAGACACUUUGCAAGGACAUAGGGAUCGAUUCUAUGACGAAUUUCACAGCUUAAGAAGUUUCUUUAGCCGAUCUCGUGACAUGUUAUAUUUCAAGCGUCUCAUCCAAAUCCCAAAAUUACCUGAGAGUCCUCCAAACUUUUUGAGAGCCUCUGCCCUGGCAGAGCACGUGAAACCAGUAGUGAUUAUUCCCGAUGAAGCCCCAGCGGAUGACAUUGAGGAAUCCGAAAGUCUUGUAGAGGUUUCUGCCGCUCCUGUGGUUGAAUCCCAGAAUUUGGUGGAUGUGGAUAUUUUUGAUGCUGCUUUUGGUCCUCCAACUAAUAAUGGCUUUCUGACGGAUGAUCGAGACCUUCAAAUUGACAACCUGAAGAAAGAGGUGGAACUGCUGAAAGCAGAGCUCGAAAAAGUAAAGGCAGAGGCCCAGACGUACAUUGCGCAAUUGAAAGCCCAGAUUAAUGUGCUGGAGACGGAGCUGGAGGAAACACGCAAGCUCAAGCAAAAGGCACUGGUCGAUAAUGAAGAGCUGCGUGAUGAGCUGGAAAGCCUACGGAAGCAGAAGGGUGAUACGGACAAAGUACAGUUCUUGCUAGUUGAGGCAGAGAAGAAAGUGCAGGCGAAUGAGCAGCGCUACAAUAAGCUGAAAGAAAAGCACAGCGAUCUUGUCAACACUCACGCGGAGCUCCUCAGAAAGAGUGCUGAGACAUCGAAGCAGUUGACAGUUACACAGCAAACUCGAGAGGAAGUGGCCCGUACAAAACAAGAGCUUGAAUUUGCCAUGGAAGAAGCCAAAAGGGAAGCGGAGAUGAAGCUGGAGGACCAGAGCUUCAUAAUGGAACAAUUGAAAAGGGAACUGGAGGCGAGCAAGGAAGAGCUGGCUACCGUCCAGGGCUCACUGCGCAACUCCGAGCAGGCGGGCUCUGAGAUGAACACAAGACUGCAAGGCCUCGAGGCAGAGAAGGACAACCUGAGGAAGACUGUGGCUGAAAAGGAAGCCGAAGCGUACUCGCUGAAGAACGCGAUUCAGGAGAAGGAGACGGCGAUGCGCACUGAGAAGGACAAAGCCUCACGGGAGCUGGAAGAACUCCAGGGAAAAUUCAUGGAGAAGACAAACCAAGAGCAGCAGCUUCAGCAGAAACUUCUAGAUGAGCAGUUCCACAUGGUCCAGGGCACUGUGAGGGAAGCUGAGAGCAUCAUUCAAGACGCUAUUGCAAAACUGGACGAUCCGUUGCACAUCCGGUGCACCAGUUCACCAGAUUACCUAAUCAACAGGGCAGAGGCAGCAUUGGGAUCGGUGAACUUGAUGCAGCAAGGACACUCCCAGUACAUAAAGAACAUGGCAGAUGCUAGCAGCCUCUUGCAGGCAUUGACCAGGUUUGCACAUUUGGCCGCGGACACCAUAGUAAAUGGCAGUGCCACCUCACAUCUGGCACCAACUGAUCACGCUGACAAACUAACAGACAGCUGCAGAGAGUGUGGGAAGGAGAGCCUAUGCUAUUUGGGUCACUUGAAGGAUAAGCAGUCAGUUGCACAUGCAGACCCCACAGCUGCUCGGAGAGCGAUUCAGAAAAUCCUUGACCUUGGGCAGGAGCUGAGGCCCAAGAGCAUGGACGUCAGACAGGAAGAGCUUGGCGACAUGGUGGAUAAAGAGAUGGCGGCAACAUCAGCAGCCAUUGACGACGCAGUAAAGAGAAUUGAGGAAGUGAUGGAGCAAGCCAGACAAGGAAGCUCUGGGAUUAAACUUGAAGUUAACGAAAGAAUUCUAAACUCUUGCACCAGUCUCAUGAAGGCAAUAAGGCAGUUGGUGAUGGCCUCAACGAGCUUGCAGAAAGAGAUUGUGGAAAGUGGCAGGGGGGCAGCAACUCCAAAAGAAUUCUAUGCAAAGAACUCUCGCUGGACAGAGGGCCUAAUCUCUGCCUCCAAAGCUGUUGGAUGGGGUGCCACACAGUUGGUAGAUUCAGCUGACAAAGUUGUCCUCAAGACCGGGAAGUACGAGGAGUUGAUUGUUUGCUCACACGAGGUUGGAGCCAGCACAGCGCAGCUUGUGGCUGCAUCAAAGGUGAAGGCAGACCGGAGCAGCAGAAACCUGUCCCGGUUGCAACAAGCCUCCAGGCACGUAAAUGAGAUGGCUGCUAAUGUGGUCGCAUCAACAAAAUCUGGACAGGAACAGAUUGAAGAUAAAGAUACUAUGGAUUUUUCUGGAAUGUCAAGGAUUAAACUUAAAAAGCAGGAGAUUGAAACACAGGUGAAAGUUUUGGAGCUGGAAAAUAAACUGGAGCAGGAGAGGAUGAAGCUUGGAGAUCUCCGGAAGAAACAUUAUGAGCUGGGAGGAACACACGAUGAACUAUUAGAAGACGAGAAGCUACCUCCAAAACCUGGAAUUUCAAAGAAACCGCCAGUGUCCCAAAAACCAACCAUCCCACCCAAGAAAGAUCCCCAGUUAAAUGUAUCUGAACCGAACUACGUUUCUCAUUUACGGAACUCUCAAUAAACCUGGUGGCUGCAGUUUGCUGGACCAGAGAACAAGUCGCUCUGCAUUCUUUACAAGUCAAGCCCAUCAGAUGGCAGUGCUACAUUCCAUAAACUUGCUCACUUUACUCUUUCGAUGUGCCCCCUAUGAAUUAAUGAAAAGCAGAAUUGUAGGAGCUAAGUUCAUACAUUAAUAUGCAUGUUUUCAAAUUGGUCAUGCAAGAUGAAAUGGGGGAUCAGUGGUUGAAAUAACCAUUCAUUUUAACCUUUUGCAAUCAGUCCUUUAAGAAUCAGACUUUUUUUUUGUUAGGAAGAUUAAUUAGGUGCACUGUAUAUUUCCUACUGGGCUAAAAUAUUUGUUUAGUUGUUGGCAAGCACCAGCAACCUUAAGUAAAGAUUAAGUAGCUUCAAAAGCUUUGUACAUAAUUUUAACUCAGUUUCUGGGAAAUCUAAAGUAUUUUAUAUGUAUGUGGAAAUUUUAACAGGUGUGCUGUAUUUAUUAGCAAUAGAAAGUUUUGCCCUAUGAACAUUGUCUUCAGUUGUAUUCAAUUUUGAGAACUGAAUUUUAAUGUAAAAUUUGAAAUAAACUGAGUAAAUGUAUUGUUUUUGUACAUCAGAUGUAACCAAAGAUUCAAACAGUCAAAGAAAUCUUGUAUCCAUAAGAAUGUAUUACUGUUACAUACAUUUAAAUUUAAGAUUUAUUUUGAUUUUUGAACUUUAAACUUCAAUAACUAACUUAUGCCUCCCACCUGCCCUCCUGCCUGUGAAGUAAAUUAAGUAUAGGUCAAUUUUGAGAGUAGGUAAAUAAACCAAUUCAACUUUCCAUUUGCCUCAAGGGGUCUUGCUAUUUUCUCCCUCACAUAAUGGAAAGAGUUGGGGCUAGAGCUUUAGAUUUGCACGUGACUCAGAAAUAAACAAUGGUUCUAAAUAUUUGACUUAUUUCGCUCAAGUUGCACUGAAUGCCCCCAAACCUUGGGUGGACAGAAAAACAAUGGGGGGGGGGGGAAGAGAAAAGAGAAAAAAAGCACUAUUCAGAUGAAGGAAUUGUUCUCUCCCAGUUUCUGUGGAGUUGUAGAACUUGUUUUUGAUUGCACUAUCUUUUACUUUAGCUAAGGCUUCUCCACUGCUAUAUUUGAUAGGACUCUCAACCAUAUCUAUUUCCUGUAUUUUUCCUCAACCCUUUUCAGCUAGAGCGAAUAGUAUUCCCUUCUUCUCUCCAUUUGUCCCUUCUCACUGCUCAAUCCUACUAUUAAUUUUGUCCACUGUGGCUACUGGCCAAGCAGAGGAGGUCCAGCAUUUUCUGUUGCUCACACUAAUAUUUAUACAUCUCCUUGGCCUCAUCUAUUGUGGCUCUUGUUAUCCAAAUAAUUUUCAAAUUAAUCCUUGUUCACACUUAUCCGAAAAACCACCAAGAUUUAAGCAUCUCAAAGUCUGCCGCCUUGACUAUGUCAUUGCAAAAGCAGGCAAAGGCCAUCAUACCUUAAUGAACCACGCACUAAAUAUCUGGUUCCCACCUUGACCCAUUAACUUGAAAUCUACUCAACCGAGCUUCUGGUGCUCUAUCACAAGUUGAAGGGCCUGGAGCUCUUGCAGCUCCGAAAAGGUGUUAAAAUUGCAUAUUUAUCAACUUACUAUUAUUCUAUCAAGUUGAUGUUCUUUCCAGCUCUAGGUAUGGUUGGAAUAUAUUGCAGAAGACCAAUGAAGAAAAAAAAAAAUUAAAGGUUACACAGCCCUACCAAUCAUGAAGGAGUUGCUGGACAAUGGCAAAUAUACAAGUUUGAAACUGGAUUCACACAACCACAGCAAACACAUACUCUGUGUGCACUAUAUUCUAAUC